AUGAUACUUCGUACUAAAAGCCGUCAAAAGCUACGUCGCUCAUACUUUUUAUCACUUGCACCCGAAACUUUUCUUCACAUAUGUACAUACCUCUCACCAGUAGACCUUCUUUCACUUUCAAAAGUUUGUAAACAAUUUUAUAAUGACCUAAGUAUCGGUGAAUCAUCAUCAACAGUUCAGAAAAUUUGUUCAAUCAUUCAAGACAAAUUCCAAAUUUCUAUGAAAGUUAACUUACGUGAUG
This is a messenger RNA of Racocetra fulgida, 241 nucleotides long. The record is from the annotation of a GenBank genome assembly. NCBI's taxonomy places the organism in Eukaryota, Fungi, Glomeromycota, Glomeromycetes, Diversisporales, Gigasporaceae.